AUGGAGGAGGUCUACGUCUUCGGCGAUCAAACGGCAGACUGCCGGGCGUUCUUCACCAAGGUCUUCUCCCGGAGGGACGAUGUACUUCUACAGAGUUUCCUGGAGAGAGCUGGUGAAGCCGUCAGAGUCGAAAACAAGAAUCGAUCCCAUCCUUCCAAAGCAGUCCCUAAUUUUAACACUAUUCAAGAGUUAGUCGAUCGUUACUAUAGAGGAGAUGCAAAGGACGCCGCAAUUGAGAGCGCCCUCGUUUGUAUAUCACAGUUCACUCAUUUCAUUGGUGCUUUCGAAGAGAGAACACCCUCUUAUGUUCAACCUAAUACAGAUGCACGAUUGGUCGGUCUUUGCACGGGUUUACUUGCUGCCUCUGCCGUCGCCUCCGCAGAUUCGUUAACGGCUCUCCUUCCUUUGGCCGUCGAAUCCGUCCGAAUUGCCUUCAGAGCCGGGGCCCACGUUGGAAGAGUGGCAGAUCAAAUUGAGUGUGAUACAAAGCCUCAGUCAUGGUCUACCAUUGUCGCUGCAGACGAGAAGUCGGCGCAGGCGGCUCUGGACGCCUUCCACAAAGAGAAGGGCACUUCUCCAACCAACAGACUCUGGAUCAGUGCCUCUUCGGCAACUUCUGUCACGGUCAGCGGACCUCCUUCCAUGAAAGCCAGCCUUUUCGAGGAUUCUGAAUUCUUCCGAACACACAAAAACGCCCCCGUGUCCAUCUACGCUCCUUACCACGCUUCACACCUGCAUUCACAAUCCGAUCUGGAAAAAAUUCUCCGACCUCAGACAAAGGCAAUCUUCGGCAAUGCUCCCGUCCGAUUUCCAGUCUGCUCCAGCGUCGCUGGCAAGCCAAUCGUCGCUCAAAACGGAUACGAGCUCCUUCUGGGCGCUUUGAAGGAAAUUGUAAUUGAGCCACUAAGAUGGGACAAGGUUCUGAAAUACUGUGCAUCUGGCAAGGCUUCAGAAGCCAAGGUCUUCGCCAUUGGCCCCACGAAUCUUGCAAGCAGUGUCGUCUCAGCCCUGAAGGCAUCGACACCCAAAGUCGGUCUCGAGGAUCAAUCUCACUGGUCAACCGUUGCCCCAGCUGGAACUCGGCAUUCGAAGAAAGAAGCAGAUAUCGCCAUCGUGGGCUAUUCGGGCCGUUUCCCUGAUGCCGCCGACAAUGAGCUUUUCUGGCAAUUGCUGGAGAAGGGUCUCGACGUUCACCGACCGGUCCCCCCGGACCGAUUCCCCGUCGAUUCCCACACGGAUCCAACCUCCAAGAAGAAGAACACGUCGCACACACCAUUCGGCAACUUCAUUGAGAAACCUGGGCUUUUUGACGCUCGAUUCUUCAACAUGUCACCCAGAGAAGCCGCUCAAACGGAUCCCAUGCAGCGAUUGAUGCUGGCUACCGGUUAUGAGGCCAUGGAGAUGGCCGGUAUCGUUCCGGGCAGAACUCCAUCUACCAAACACGACCGAAUUGGAACAUUCUAUGGUCAAACCUCCGAUGACUGGAGAGAAGUCAAUGCCGCCCAGGACAUUGAUACCUACUUCAUCUCCGGAGGCGUGCGUGCAUUUGGUCCAGGCCGCAUCAACUACUUUUUUAAAUUCUCGGGCCCCAGUUUCUCGGUUGAUACCGCGUGCUCUUCGAGCUUUGCCGCCAUCAACGUUGCAAUCACCUCUCUCAGAGCCGGUGAAUGCGACACUGCCUUCACCGGUGGUGCUAACGUGCUCACCAACUCCGACAUUUUCUCCGGUCUGAGCAGAGGUCAUUUCCUCUCCAAAACAGGAUCCUGUAAGACCUGGGAUAACGACGCGGAUGGCUAUUGCCGAGGUGAUGGUGUAUGCACGGUCAUCAUGAAGCGCAUGGAAGAUGCUCUCGCUGAUCGUGAUCCAAUUCUGGGUGUUGUCCGAGGAAUUGGUACCAACCACUCCGCUGAGGCCGUCUCCAUCACCCAUCCUUGCGCUGAAAACCAAGCAUUUUUGUUCGACAAGGUGCUCAAGGAGUGCAACGUCCCCUGCAAUGAUGUGAAUUACGUCGAAAUGCAUGGAACAGGUACACAAGCUGGUGACGGGAUCGAAAUGGAGUCUGUUUCCUCAGUCUUUGCACCCCGACAGAAUCGUCGACGCCCUGAUCAGCCUCUGUAUGUUGGAGCCGUCAAGUCCAACAUCGGUCACGGUGAAGCCGUCUCUGGAGUUUGCGCUCUCAUCAAGGUUCUCCUCAUGUUGCAGAAGAGCAAGAUCCCGCCUCACACGGGUAUCAAGAAGCAAAUCAACAAGAACUUCGCCCCGGAUUUGAAGGAGCGCAACGUCAACAUUGCAUUCCAGACCACUCCAUUCCCCCGACCCGCUGGAGGCAAGCGAAUUGUGUUCAUCAACAACUUCAGUGCUGCUGGUGGUAACACAGCGAUGCUGUUGCAAGACGGCCCUGAAGUUUCCAAAGAGCCUACACCUGAUCCACGAUCAACCCAUGUGGUGACCGUGUCGGCCAAAUCUUUGGCUGCUUUCAAGAAGACCAUAACAAGAUACGAGGCUUACUUGGCCGCCAACCCCAACGUCGGCUUGACGGAUCUUGCCUACACUUUGACUGCCCGACGAGCACACUACAACUAUCGAGCGGCAUUCCCCGUCCAGUCGAUCCCACAACUGCAGUCGUCGUUGAAGGCCAUCCAGGAUCAAGCCCACAAUCCCAUUCCCCUUGCCGCGCCUCAAAUCGCCAUGGCCUUCACCGGGCAAGGCUCUCAAUACACCGGUAUGGGCCAGAAGCUCUUCGAAACCUCGACACAAUUCCGAGGCGACAUUGAAGAAUUCAAUGAGAUCGCACUUCGCCAGGGCCUUCCCUCCAUCAUGCCAUUGAUCGAUGGAUCUGUGGAAGUGCAACACCUGCCUCCUACGGUGGUGCAGCUGGGAAUGUGCUGUAUCCAAAUGGCUCUCACUCGCCUUUGGGCCACCUGGGGAGUCACUCCCAGUGUUGUCAUCGGUCACUCAUUGGGUGAAUAUGCCGCUCUCCAAGCUGCAGGUGUUCUUUCUGUUGCCGACACCAUCUAUCUGGUCGGUAUGCGAGCUCAACUCCUCGAACAAAAAUGCACCGCCGGUACUCAUGCAAUGCUCGCUGUGAGAUCACCGGUUGCUGGUCUUCAAGAUGUGGUUGCCAAUAGCCAGGGCAAGAUUGAAAUUGCUUGCAUUAACGGUGUCUCGGAUACCGUUCUCUCUGGCACCAUGGGUGACAUUGAUGCCGUGGCCCAAAAAUUGGCUGACGCAGGACAGAAAUGCACCAAGUUGAAGUUGCCAUUCGCCUUCCACUCAUCCCAGGUCGACCCAAUUCUGGCCGACUUCGAGAAGUUGGCGUCUUCGGUCAAAUACCACCCACCACGUGUCCCAGUCAUCUCUCCUCUCUUGAGUGACAUUGUUAAUGUUGGCGGUGUUUUCGACGCCUUCUAUCUCAGCAGACAUUGCCGAAAGACCGUUGACUUCGUUGGUGGUCUCUCCGCGGGCAUGUCGACUGCCACCAUCAGCGACACUUCCCUCUGGCUCGAGGUGGGCGGCCAUCCCCUUUGCGCCAGCAUGAUCAAGUCGUGCCUGUCCGCUCCGACUUUGCCAACCAUGCGCCGUGAUGAGGAUCCAUGGAAGAUCAUCUCGACUUCCAUGGCCGGACUGUACACCGCUGGCAAGGCUCUUAACUGGGAUGCCUUCCAUAAGGAGAAUGAAUCUCUCCGUGUCUUGAACGAUGUGCCAUUCUACGGAUUCGAUGAGAAGAACUACUGGCUUCAAUACACCGGCGACUGGCUCCUGUACAAGGGUGACUACCCCAAGGCCAUCGCUCCAGCGCCAGUUACCGCGGCCCCGGCGGGACCGGCCACAGCCAGAAAAUAUCUUUCCACUUCCGUCCAGGGAAUCGUGUUUGAGGAGGUUAAGGGAAAGACAGCAACCAUCGUCGCUGAAUCUGACUUUGCUCACCCUAAGUUGUUCCCGGUCAUCGCUGGCCACCUUAUCAAUGGCAGCGGCUUCUGCCCAUCGACCUUGUAUGCCGACAUGGCUUAUACCUUGAUCAACUAUGGUGUCAAUCUCCUGAAGCCUGGCGAGAAAGUUGAUAUCAAUAUCGGUGCCAUGGACAACCCAGCACCUCUUCUGCUUAAAAACAUCAACGAGCCCGAGAGCCAGACUAUCCGCAUGACCAUGAAGAUUGACCUCGACGCCCGAAAGGCCGAUUUCACUAUUACAACCAACAAUGGAAAGAAGGAUGUGGUUCAUGCCAAGUGUGUAAUUCGCUUCGAAGACGCUGGCGCCUGGAAGGAGGAAUGGAACAAGACAUCUUACCUCGUCCAAUCCAGAAUUGACCUCUUGAAACACAAGGUGGAGAAUGGGGAGGCAGACAAAGUCAGCCGCGCUAUGGCCUACAAGCUGUUUCAAGCUUUGGUAGACUACUCCGAUAUUUACCAAGGCAUGCAGAGUGUCGUCUUCGACGGCCCAGAAUUCGAAGCUGCCAGCAACAUCAAGUUCCGAGCUGGUCCCAACGACGGUGACUUCUACUUCAACCCAUACUUCAUCGAUAGCGCCUGUCAUCUCUCUGGUUUCACUGUCAACGCUACGGUGAACCCUCAGGAGGAGUGCUACAUCUCUCAUGGUUGGUCUAGUCUUCGAUUCGUUGCCCCUCUCGAACAGGACAAGCAAUAUUUUGCCUAUGUUAAGAUGCAACCUGUACCAGGAAGCAAGAUGAGAGCUGGUGACGUCUAUGUCUUCAACUCCAACAAGGAAAUUGUCGGUCUUGCUGGUGGUGUUCGCUUCCAAUGCGUUCCUCGCAAGCUGAUGGACGUCUUGGUGCCCAGGCCCAAGGCCGGUACCAAAGCCGCUUCCCCAGCUCCUGCUGCUCCCAAGGCUGCCCCUGCUCCCAAAGCUCCUUCUCCCAAGGCUGCUGCACCUACUCACAUCGAGCUGCCGGCCCCCAAGGUGAAGGCAAAGAAGCAAGUCAAGGCACCCAAGGUCAAGGCCCCCGUACCUCCCAAGGCCUCAUCCGGCAGCCUUGUUGGCCGAGCAUUCGACAUCAUCGCCAAAGAAAUCGACGUUGAUCAAUCCGAACUCAACGAUGACAUCCAAUGGGCCGAUAUGGGUGUGGACAGCUUGAUGUCCUUGACGAUCUCCGGCAAGUUCCGUGAGGAUCUUGAUCUCGAGGUGGAAAGCACCCUCUUCACUGACUAUGCCUCCGUUGGUGCCCUUCGUAAGCAUCUUGGUGGCAUGUCUGCUCCUGAAACGACCACCAGUGGUGACGCAAGCUCUGUUGAGUCCUCCGACUCUGGAUCCGAAAGUGACGAAGAAACGGUCGAGUCUGGCAUCACCACCCCCGACACGGAAGACUUCCCCGCUAAGCCCCAGGAACAAGCCAAGGCUACCGCUGUGGAAGCAGUUGCUCAGGCACCUUCCGCUGAGGGUGGUGAUAUGAUUGAAACCAUCCGCGUUGUCAUUGCUCAAGAAAUGGAGAUGGAAUUGGCUGAAAUCACCGAGACCACUGACCUGAGCAACUUGGGAAUGGACUCUCUGAUGGCGUUGACUGUUCUUGGUAAACUUCGCGAGGAGCACGACAUUGAUCUCGACCCUACGAUCCUGGCCGACAACCCAUCCCUGGGACAUCUCCGAAAGGCUCUUGGCCUUGAGAAGAAGCAGCCAGCACCACCGCCGGCGCCCACGUCGGCGCCGGCUCAGAAACACGAGGUCAGAACCAAUGUCGUUACCACUCCCGUUGCACCUCCAGUUGAGGUUGUUGUCCAGAUGCCUCCUGCGACCUCGGUCUUGCUCCAAGGCAACCCCAAGACUGCCAACAAGAACCUCUUCCUGUUCCCUGAUGGCUCCGGAUCUGCGACCUCCUACGUGUCCAUCCCAGCCAUCGAUAGCAAGAACUUGGCAGUCUACGGCCUCAACUGCCCGUUCAUGAAGGAUCCUACCAGCUACACCUGCGGCAUUGAAGGUGUCUCCAAACUCUAUCUUGAGGAAGUGAUGCGCCGACAACCGGUUGGUCCCUACAUCCUGGGUGGUUGGUCCGCUGGCGGUGUUGUGGCCUAUGAAGUCACCAGACAGCUCAGCGACCUCGCUAAACUCCAUCCCGACAAGAACUACUACGUUGAGAAACUGAUCCUCAUUGAUUCUCCAUGCCCCAUCAGACUUGAGCCUCUGCCAGCUCGCCUGCACCACUUCUUUGAUGAAAUCGGCCUCUUGGGAACCGGCACGGGCAAAACCCCCAACUGGCUCUUGCCACACUUCGAAUACAGCAUCAAGGCUCUGACGGCCUAUCGACCAGAGCUGAAGAGCACACACGACUUCAAGGCACCCCCUACACUGCUCAUCUGGGCAACUGAUGGCGUGUGCGGCAAGCCUGGCGACCCACGGCCGCCGCCACAGGCUGAUGAUCCCAAGAGCAUGAAGUGGCUCUUGGAAAACAGAACCGAUUUCGGUCCUAACGGUUGGGACAAACUUUUGGGUGCUGACGCCUGCAAGAUGGUUACCGUGGUCGGUAACCACUUCACCAUGAUGAAGCCUCCGGUGGCUAAGGGCGUUGGUCAAUACAUUCGAGAGGCCAUCUUGUAG
This is a messenger RNA of Rhinocladiella mackenziei CBS 650.93, 6546 nucleotides long. RefSeq lists its product as uncharacterized. The record is from RefSeq and is a predicted model, not a curated record. Gene Ontology annotation, molecular function: fatty acid synthase activity; 3-oxoacyl-[acyl-carrier-protein] synthase activity; phosphopantetheine binding. The transcript has 3 exons. Bases 1 to 6546 code for a protein of 2181 amino acids. Gene Ontology annotation, biological process: fatty acid biosynthetic process; secondary metabolite biosynthetic process. Lineage: Eukaryota; Fungi; Ascomycota; Eurotiomycetes; Chaetothyriales; Herpotrichiellaceae.